AUGGGAAACAGACGAAGCAAACGUGCCCCUCCUGUGCCUCCUCCUGAUAUUCCUCCUCCGGCUUUUAUUGAGCCAUUUCCAACAGAUAAUUUUACUUCUACAACUAUUCGUCGACGACGCCGAUAUCGACAAAAGCCACUUCCUCCUAAAAUCCGUGCCAUCUUUAUACCUCAAGCUUCCCCUGUUGGCAUGUGCGCUUUACCAAUGGCUGUUGCAACACCAGUAGCAUGCCCCUGCGCUAAUUUCGGAUGUUCAGAAAUAUUUUGUGGAAAUCAUGCUAAUGAACAUCGAGACAUGCUUAGUGAUCAAUUAGAUAUAAUUGUUCUUGAACAUGAUGUUCUAGAACAAACAAUUACUGAUCACAGCAAUCACGCGAAGAAUCAUCAUUUUCUUCUUACGCAAAUCAACAAAUGGGAACAAGAUCCGAUUAUAAAAAUUCAACAAGCAGUAGAAAAAACACGACAACAGAUCAAAAAAUUGAUUUGUUCACAUACAGGAAAAGUAUUGAAAGAGUUGUAUGAUCUUUCUGAACAAUUACGAAAAGCUCAUAUUGAUAAUGACCAUGUUGAAAAUGAUCUUUGUGCAUGGACAACUAUGUUAGAAAAAAUAAACUUGAUCUAA
Rotaria sp. Silwood1 is the source of this 621-nucleotide messenger RNA. NCBI's taxonomy places the organism in Eukaryota, Metazoa, Rotifera, Eurotatoria, Philodinida, Philodinidae. The record is from the annotation of a GenBank genome assembly.